AUGAAUAAGGUAAAUGAGAGCAUCCUAUGGGAAUUCAUCCUGUUAGGUUUCUCAGAUCGACCAUGGCUGGAGCUUCCGCUGUUUGUGGUGUUCCUGGUUUCCUAUAUCUUGACUAUCUUAGGCAAUCUUGCAAUAAUUCUUGUGUCACGUCUGGACUCCAAACUCCAUACCCCCAUGUAUUUCUUUCUUACCAAUCUGUCUCUCCUGGACCUUUGCUACACCACAAGUACAGUUCCACAAAUGCUGAUAAAUAUAUGCAGCACCAGAAAGGUAAUUAGUUAUGGUGGCUGUGUGGCCCAACUUUUCAUUUUCUUGGCCUUGGGUUCCACUGAAUGUCUUCUCCUGGCUGUCAUGUCCUUUGAUAGGUUUGUAGCUAUUUGUCGGCCUCUCCAUUAUUCAAUCAUCAUGCACCAAAGGCUGUACCUCCAGUUGGCAGCUGCAUCCUGGAUUAGUGGCUUUAGCAACUCAGUAUUGCAGUCCACCUUGACCCUUCAGAUGCCACUGUGUGGCCACAAAGAAGUGGAUCAUUUUUUCUGUGAAGUCCCUGCUCUGCUCAAGUUGUCGUGUGUUGACACAACAGUAAAUGAAGCUGAACUAUUCUUCAUCAGUGUGCUAUUCCUUCUAAUACCCUUGACACUCAUCCUUAUAUCAUAUGCUUUCAUUGCCCAAGCGGUGUUGCAAAUACAGUCAGCUGAAGGUCGGCGGAAGGCAUUUGGGACGUGUGGUUCCCACCUAAUUGUGGUGUCACUUUUUUAUGGCACUGCAAUCUAUAUGUAUAUGCAACCACCAUCUCCUGCUUCCAAGGACCGUGGAAAGAUGGUGUCCCUUUUCUAUGGAAUCCUCACACCCAUGUUGAACCCCCUUAUAUACACACUUAGAAACAAAGAUGUAAAGGGAGCUUUUAAGGGUUUGGUUGCGAGGGUCUUCUUGAUCAAAAAAUAA
Trichechus manatus latirostris (Florida manatee) is the source of this 942-nucleotide messenger RNA. Its product is annotated as olfactory receptor 2B2-like. NCBI's taxonomy places the organism in Eukaryota, Metazoa, Chordata, Mammalia, Sirenia, Trichechidae. The coding region runs from base 1 to 942 and encodes 313 amino acids. The record is from RefSeq and is a predicted model, not a curated record. Gene Ontology annotation, cellular component: plasma membrane. Gene Ontology annotation, biological process: G protein-coupled receptor signaling pathway; detection of chemical stimulus involved in sensory perception of smell. The transcript has a single exon. Gene Ontology annotation, molecular function: G protein-coupled receptor activity; olfactory receptor activity.